AGGGAUUAUUAAUAUAAACUGGUACGGAUUCAUAAUUGGUGCUCCAUUCUCUUUAGUGGGAGGAUAAUUUUGCUACACUCAGAAUCAAAAUUUUCCGCAAUUUUUUCAGAAAAUUUUAGGAAUAUGUCUUUCACUUUACAGUUAGUGGCUUGGCGGAUGUUUACUUAUGAGAAGAAUUUGCUUGUAGAAGGCAAAUGAAACUCUUUGCUUUCUAUCAUGUGUUUGAUAUUUGGUAUAUGUGCAAGAUAUGUAGAUUUCUACACUUAUAAUGACCGAUAUAAAUAAAUGUUAAUUAGAGAUCAAUGAAACUUCAUUUCAUUUCUACUCAUCCUGUUACUUUCUUCCAGACUCCAGUUAUCAUUAUUUUAGUCAAAAAAUUCCUGCUUUCCCUUCAAGGUUUAUCAAAAUGUUCGAUUAAGCUUACAUUAAGUUCAGUUAAACUACUUAAACUCUAUGAUAACUUAGUGUUUGCAGUUAUCGAUUCAUGAAAUGCUUUCUUUGUGGAUAUGUUUUCUUUCCUUGUGUUGUUUUUGUAGAAAAUUUGCCUAGUUGAACUCAAAUGCAAAUCUUAUCUCAGUGUGAAGUUUUGGGAGAUUCAGAUUACUAGAUAACUAAAGAAACUGAACCUAAAUCACUGGAACUCUAUAGUUGGUAUUUAAAACGUGGGUUCUUUGGGAUGACUGACUAGGCAAGGUAUGGUGGAGUAAAAAAUUAGCCAUAAUUCUAAUAAUCAAUUGCUUUCCGUCUCGGUUUUUUUUUUUUUUUUUUUCCUGUUUUCGUUUAAUGAUCAAUAUUCAUGUAUAUGUACUUUGUUCUGCUUUCUUCCUUUCAUUUCAUUGAAUUUUGCUUUAAAGUCAUUUAUGAUGUCUAUUGAAACAUUCAUUGCUACAGAAAAUAUGCACCCAUCCGUAUUCCUAAUCUUGGUGACAAUAUCUUUUUUUGUCUUUUUCUUUCUUUUAGACCGGACUAAAACUAUGCCUGUGGGAGAGGUCUGUCUUGGUGCAUUCCUUGGAGUGUUGUUUGACAGAUUGGCAGACCGUAGAUUGCUGUCUCUUCUACGUGAAGAUGGGAUAGAUUCGCAGUUAAAGCAAUGGAAGAAAAAGUUGUUUUUGAUUCAGGCAGUGCUAGACGACGCAGAGGAUAAGCAACUGUGUAACAAGGCUGUGAAAAUGUGGUUGGAUGAUCUCCGAGAUUUGUCUUAUGAUAUGGAUGAUGUUUUGGAUGAGUAUGCCACUCGAGUUUUAGAGGGGAAGUUGACAAAAGAACAAUCUACCAGCCACAUUACUGAUUAUUUUUCUUCUGUUCCUGGAACUCUAGUGUCCAAGCUUAAUAUGAGGUCCCAGAUAGAAGAGAUAAAUGGUCGUUUGGAAGAUUUAUGUGAAGAGAGAGAUUAUCUUGGACUCGAAAAGGUUGCUAGCGGGGCAUCAACUGCUGUGUUGCAUAGACCACCAACUACAUGUUUGCCGACUGAACCUGUUGUUUAUGGGAGAGAUGACGAUAAAGCCAAAAUACUUGAAACGGUUUUAAAGGAAGAACUGGGCGGUGUCAACUUUUGUGCUAUACCAAUUGUUGGUAUGGGAGGAAUUGGUAAAACAACGUUAGCUCGCGAAGUGUACAACGACAAAGCAGUAAAUGAGUUUAAUCCAAAAGCAUGGGUUUGUGUCUCUGAUGAUUUUAAUGUUAUGAGAAUCUCCAAAGCAAUCCUCGAGUCAAUCACUAGCUUCCCCUGCAAUCUAACAAAUUUUAAUCAAAUUCAGAUUGAACUGCGAGAGCAAGUACGUGACAAAAAAUUUUUGCUUGUAUUAGAUGAUGUGUGGAGUAAUGAUUAUGGUUUGUGGGAAAUCCUCAAGUCUCCUUUCAUGGUUGGAGCAUCAGGGAGUAGAAUAAUCAUAACAACACGUAUUGAAGAUGUUGCAUUAACAAUGGGACAUGUUAAACCACAUAAUGUGGGGCUUCUUUCAGGAGAUGAUUGUUGGGCCAUAUUCGAGAAGCAUGCAUUUCAGAAUACAAAAUUCUAUCCACAUCAAACUUCAAACUUCAUUCGUAAAAAAGUUGUUGAAAUUUGCAAAGGCUUACCCUUGGCUGCUAGAACUCUCGGUGGUCUUCUACGCUGUAAACAGAGAGAAGGUGAGUGGGAAGAUAUAUUAAAUAGUAAUUUAUGGGAUCUGCAAGAUAAUACAGAGAUUCUUGCUGUGUUAAAAUUAAGUUACCACCAUCUUCCUUCCCAUUUGAAAAGAUGUUUUGCUUAUUGUGCAAUUUUCCCAAAGGAUUAUGAAUUUACAGAGAAGGAACUUGUCUUUUUAUGGAUGGCCGAAGCUCUUAUUCAACCAUCAAAAGUCAAGGAGGAACAGGAAGAUGUAGGUGCUCUGUAUUUUCAAGAUCUAUUGGCAAGAUCAAUUUUUCAAGAAUCAAGUAGUAGAUAUAGUUCUAAAUAUAUCAUGCAUGAUCUUGUUAAUGAUCUCGCACAAUGGGCUUCUGGAGAAACAAGUUUUUGUUUACAAGAUAAAUCAAAAGUCAAUAUCCAAUCCGGAAGGCUCAAAAAGGUUCGCUAUUUGUCUUACGCUUGUGAUAUGUCUAAUUACAAAAAUAAAUUUGAAGUACUUCAUGAAGCUAUGAACUUGAGGACUUUUCUCCCAAUACUUCUUGACACUGAUAACACAACUAAUGUAGUUUCAUCGGAGUUGUUAUCGAAGUUCAAAAAAUUAAGGGUGUUGUUUUUAAGUAAUCAUAAUGUUACCGAGCUACCAGAUUUAAUUGGAGAUCUAAGACAUUUGAGGUAUAUCAAUCUUUCUAGCAACAGGAUCUCAAGUUUACCGAAGUCAAUAAACUUAUUAUUGAACUUACAAAUUUUAAUAUUAAGAUGGUGUUCUAACAUCAAGAAGUUACCUUCCAUGGGAAAUUUGAUCAAUUUACGCCAUCUUGAUCUUGAAAUGGUAAAGCUGAUAGAGAUGCCAUGGGGAAUGGAAAGUUGGAAGUAUCUGCAAACUUUGUCUGAUUUUUUUGUUGGCAAGGGCUCUGGAUCAAGCUUGGAAGUUUUAAAAAACUUAAGGUUUCUUCAUGGAAAGCUUCGCAUUUCAGAAUUAAAAAAUGUUACCACAGGUUUACGAGAAGAAAUAUUAAGUGAUAAGGUGAAGCUAGAUGAGUUAUGGCUAAAAUGGGGAUAUGGUCAUGAAGAUUCACGAAGUGAGGAAGUUGAGAAAAAUGUGUUGGACAUGUUACGACCUCACAAAAAUCUGAAAGAGCUUAGUAUCGAAGGUUAUGGUGGCACACAAUUUCCAAGAUGGCUCGGAGAUUUAUCAUUUUCCUUGACGUCAUUGGAGAAACUUAAGAUUUGCGACUGUCAGAAAUUGCAAUUUUUGUUUGAAGAUAGAGAAGAAAUUAGCACUUCCUCUUCUUUAGUGAUGCACAGAGAGAAUAUUGACAGCACUAGCACAUCUCUUCUUAAGCAUUUGUCUAUCUCCUUCUGCUCAUCUCUUAUGUGUUUAUCCCCAAAAGGUCAGUUCCCAAAGACUUUCAAGCACCUUGAAUGUUUAAAAAUCAAAGUUUGUGAUUCUUUGAUAUGCAUUGUAAGAGGUCAGCUACCUUCAUCUCUGAAACAACUGUCAGUGGAAAAUUGUGAGAAUCUGCAGUGUUUGCUAGAUGAUAGAGAAGAUGUUGGGGUUCCUUUUUCGUCUUCGGGGAUGCACAUGGGGAAUAUUGACAGCACCAACAUAUCUCAGCUCGAGGACUUGAAUAUCUCCAGCUGCUUAUCCAUCACAUGUUUGUCAUCAAAAGGUCAGUUACCUACUACACUUAAGUACCUACGCAUCAACAAUUGCUCAAGUCUCGCUACUUUAUCAUCAAUGGGUCAGUUACCUGUCCUCAAAAGGAUUGAGGUCUCAUUUUGCUCGGAACUUAAAAUCUUAUUCUCACAAGGUCAGUUACCUGGAGCGCUUGAAUACCUUUACAUUUGGAAUUGUCCAAAGUUGGAGCGAGUAGCAGAGGGGUUGCAUAACAACAGAUCUUUUAAAGAUAUUUUUAUUUGUAAUUGUGAAAAUCUUAAAUAUAUGCCUGAUGGCCUGGACGGUCUUAGUUGUCUUCAUAGGAUUUCACUUAUUAAUUGUCCAAGUCUUGUUUCCUUUUCGGGAGGAAAGCUUCCCAACAGCAACCUGGAAGUUUCAAUAGAGACAUAUGGGAAACUUGAAGCCCUACCCAAAUGCAUCCGUAGCCACAGCUCUUCAAAACUCGUGGAUCACUGAUUGUCCAAAACUCAACCUUCAAAGAAAUAGGCCUUCUGGCCUGCCUGACAUCACUUUCAGUUGAAGGUUUUGAUAUUUAGCAGGUACUGAACAUUGGGAUUGCACUAGCUCACAUCUGUUACAUCCAUCUGGAUUGAUGGAAUCCCAGCUGCAAUUUUAUCGAGAACUGAUGUUGCCACCCUCCCUAACUGAGCUGAGAAUUGGUCGGUUCCUGAAAUUAAUAUACUUAUUGAUCACUGAUUGUCCAAAUCUUGCAUCAUGUUGAAGUGGCCUGCCAUCCUCAGUUGUGGACUUCACUGUUGAAAAUUGUCAUUUGCCAAAAGAAUAGUGUAAAAGAGAAGUAGAGGAGAAUGGUCCUGGAUAGCCCAUAUCCCUUUCGAUUAUGUAGUUUGUUAUUAAAUCUCUGGGAUUCUGAUGUGGGAGAGGAGGAAAAAUGAGUUCUAGCUGUUCUCAGAAACAAAGGAAAGAGUGUAGAAUCAAAGAACUAAUGAUCUCGGGUCUGUGAACUUCUAGCUCCUAAUUCUCAGUUACUUUUACAAUAAACAAUUCAACUGCUCAUAAAAACUGAUUGUGUUCUGUUUUAUGUACAGGGAACAGUUGAACUCUCUAGUGCAAUCGAUCCAUGUUUGAUGUCAAAAUGGUAGCUUAACUAUAUUAGAAGCCAAAUUCAAAUAGAGCCUCUUGUUUUUGUUUUUUCCUCCAUUCAUUGUUUUUACAUUAUAUGCUGGUUAUUUCUAAUUCUCUGAUAUUCUUUGCAAACACAAAGUUAUCACAACUUUACUUUGUUUUGAAUUAUCAGAGAAUCUAUUAAAGGUGAUAUGAACUUAACAGAGCCGAUUUAUUCUGCUGACAGCAACAUGCGUUCAGGUCUGUGACUCAUGAGCUUGUUAAAGAUUUGUUCAAGCCUGUGCCAGGACAUCAAUGGGAGACAGAAAUUACUAGAGAUUUGUUAAUGCUAAAUGUUACAAUUAGUGAAGAAGAUUUUUCCGAUUCAACAUACGAGCCACCAUCCUCACAACAGCCAUGAUUAGAAGAGAUCAAAAUCUAGAGGCUAAUGGACCCUCGAUGAGAUUUUGGUGUUCUCAUUCCUUUGUGUAGCUGCUUCGUCAUACCAAAGGUCAGAAGUCAUAAAAUUAUGCCUGAAAACUGCGAUGGGAGUACUAUUAUUGUUACCUGUGUGUGUAAUAAAGUGUGAUUACUUAUGCAUAAGCAAGUAAUGACAAUACCAUGUAAAAAGGGAUCAGUUGAGUUUCAAGGUUUUUCAUCUGUCCAUGGUCAGUAUCAGAUUAUUCUUUUUCCAA
Molecule: messenger RNA, 5539 nt
Organism: Mangifera indica (mango)
Lineage: Eukaryota; Viridiplantae; Streptophyta; Magnoliopsida; Sapindales; Anacardiaceae
Product: putative disease resistance RPP13-like protein 1
Exons: 2
Coding region: 861-4238 (1125 amino acids)
Biological process (GO): defense response to other organism
Molecular function (GO): protein binding; ADP binding
Source: RefSeq, a predicted model, not a curated record